UGGCAAGUGCAAAAUUGUGAAGCCUCAGUACUGCACAAACCAGCGAGGCGCGUACGCGUAUUGAAAGCAAAGCUGUUCCCCGUUACCGUUACGUUUUGUAGUAGACACACGACACAGACACGAACACACACUAACAAAUCACAAAACACUUACACAUACAUACAAACGAAUUUCUAAGACUAACGCGCCCGCGCAUUGUAGCAAUUUUCUUUUGGCUGAACACUGAACCCGCCGUCGUCGCUGCAACAACAAAUACAACAAAAGCAACAGAAAUACAAUUACAACAAAUACAACGGGUCAAAUAGUCUGCACCAAUAAUUUUGGGUUUUGGAAAAGUGCAUAAAAAAAAAACAAUAAUUGGAAAUGCAGUACUCGAGCAGCUCGGAAAAUUACUCAUCCUCAAUAAGAGAUUCGCCCUCCAAAUGGAACGGACGUAACGACAAGAAUUAUGCGUACAAGAAGUCAUCGUACCAAUAUUCAAGCUCUGGCGAUAAUAAUGUAUCAUAUCAGAGCAAGGGCGCCGAUCAAAACAUCGAUCAGUUGGAUGCCCUGCUGGAGGACCUGAAACAGGAACGCCAGCACACAACAAGAGAACGCGAGAUUCUACCGGUUGGAACUACUUAUAGGACACUUGAACGCACUGAUCCAGCAGGCACUAUCACGAAGACAACGCGUGUUAUCAAGACCACGAAACAUUCGGGUGGCCAGCAGCCCAUCAAUGAUGAUGUCGAAACCUUUAAUCCAACCGACUACAGCACACUGCAGUCCACGGCCAAGUACUCCAGCUUUCAGGAUAACUUAAAGCGUGACGAGUUCCAGACCAGCGAGAAGCCCUACACGCUAGCCCACUCACCCGGUGGUCAGUAUGCGAGCAAGACCAAAAUCUAUGAGAGCAAUCGCACGAUCAACAACAAUGUGGAGCUGGUGCCGAGCACCGUGAGCACCACUCAGACGCUGACCAGCAAUGUUGACAUAGACAAAGAGCUGCAGGACAUUGCAUUGGGCGAUGGCAUCUUGCCGGUGCCUGGCACCAAGGUGACCACCACGGUGCGCACCUACACCUAUGAGAUACCGUCGACUGGUCCCGGCAGCGCCACAAGCACCAUCAAUCGCACCAGCAACAACAACACGCUGAGCAGCAGCUACAAACACCACGAAACACUCAACAGCAGCCAGAACUAUACGCAGCUAUCGCCGUCUCAUGUGCCCCAGACGGUCGUCUAUAACACGGAGAGCUACUCCACGCUCAACAGGCCCAACGAUCGGCCGCUGGUGAGCAAUCAGUCGUAUGAGAUUCGCGAGCACAAGGAGACGACCACGCGCGGCUUGAGCCCGCAGCCUCGCCAGCUGCCGCUGGGACCAGCGGUCAGCCCGAGUGGUGUGCCGCCCAACUCCAGCCGCACCGUCAUCUACAAUAUACACAAGACGGAUAAUGUGAAUACGGUGAACGACCUGCGCUAUCCGCACAGCCCGGCCCAUAGCCCCAACUACGGCUCGCCCCACAGUCCCGGUCAGCCUGGCCAGCUGCCGCCGGGUGGCACCAAUCGCUACUAUUUCAAGGAGACCGAGACCUCAAAUACCGUCAAUACCAUACACGGCCCGCCCAACGGUGGCGUACCAUACCCAGCGGAGCCAGCACAUCCGGCACCACUCAAGCAGCUGCCCAGCUCCAACUAUCCGCAGCCACAGACCGGCAAUGGCUAUCCACCGAAUAAUACCACCUAUUCAUAUAAAUACUCUUCCACAACGAACACAAACACACGCCGAGGACCGGGCCCAGACUAUGGCUCGCCCUCGCCCUUCCCCGUGGACGGCGUCGAGUAUCCCGUGGGCAAUGGCAAUCCGCCACAGCGUGUGGACGAUCUAAUGCAAUCCUUCGGCACUACGGAUCACGUGGACCGCGUGGAUAUUGAGACGCCGGUUCGCAAGCGCGAGAUUGAGACAGCCGUCGCAUCGCCACAGCAGCAACACGUGCCCUCUGUCAACAAGGCUGGCAAGGAGGUCUACUAUCCGCCUGGUCAUGACACAAUCAUAACCAGGCGCGAAGAGAUGCACGCAGGCUCUGCGGGUGGUGGUCGCUGGGCCAAGGGAUCUGGCAUGUACGAGUACGAAUCGGGCUCGAAGUCAAAGACGAAAACCAAGUCUGGUGGCGCUGUUGUGCCCCUCUGCCUGCCCCUCUGCUGUGCCAUGCCCUGCUCCAUAAUGUGAACAGCGCAGCGGAUCGCAGCGCUUACAAUUGUAUAUAGGAUUCUCUAAUAUUGCCGUUAAUAAGUCUAACGCUAAUUCCUGCCCUCCCCCCGCGUACAGCUUGUCGUUGUUUAUAUAUAUAUGUUCGUUUACCUAACCA
Molecule: messenger RNA, 2347 nt
Organism: Drosophila arizonae
Lineage: Eukaryota; Metazoa; Arthropoda; Insecta; Diptera; Drosophilidae
Source: RefSeq, a predicted model, not a curated record